Messenger RNA from Callorhinchus milii (elephant shark), 955 nucleotides. RefSeq names its product testis-specific serine/threonine-protein kinase 6-like. Gene Ontology annotation, biological process: protein phosphorylation; microtubule cytoskeleton organization; intracellular signal transduction. Gene Ontology annotation, cellular component: cytoplasm. Bases 118 to 930 code for a protein of 270 amino acids. The record is from RefSeq and is a predicted model, not a curated record. Gene Ontology annotation, molecular function: ATP binding; tau-protein kinase activity; protein serine/threonine kinase activity. NCBI's taxonomy places the organism in Eukaryota, Metazoa, Chordata, Chondrichthyes, Chimaeriformes, Callorhinchidae. The transcript has a single exon.
GAUCAAUUAACCAAUGACACUGGGAGACUUCAUAAGUACAAAUUAUUACAGCAAAUGCAAUGACGCUACAGGUUUGCACCCUUGAACCAAAAAACCUUAUCAACGUCGCCAUGUAACAUGUCGGGAGGAAAAUUACUCGCACAGUUAGGUUAUAAACUCGGUAAAACCAUCGGAGAGGGCAGCUUUGCUAAGGUUAAAGUGGCCUCUUCAAAAAAGUACAACAAGAAUGUGGCAAUCAAGGUAAUGGACCGGAAGAAAGUACCGAAAGAGUUUGUCAAGAAGUUCCUGCCCAGGGAGUUGGCCAUCCUGAGGGGCAUCAAACACCCUCAUAUCGUUCAUGUCUAUGAGUUCAUUGAGGUCCGCAAUGGGAAGGUCUACAUAGUCAUGGAGUUGGUCUCCACCAAUCUCCUGGAGAUACUCCAGCAGAGAAACUGCCUGCCCUGCCAAGAGGCGAAGCAUCUCUUUACUCAGAUCACCAAAGCGAUCAAGUACCUUCACGAACGUGACAUCGUCCACCGGGAUCUCAAGUGUGAGAACAUCUUACUGACUGAGCAGAUGCAAGUGAAACUGGCGGAUUUUGGCUUUGGACGGAAAUGUCAGGGUUACCCGGAGCUCAGCUCCACCUUCUGUGGAUCCGCAGCCUACUCCCCACCAGAGGUCUUGUUGAGAGUCCCUUAUGACCCUAAGAAGGAUGAUGUUUGGAGCAUGGGAGUGAUUCUGUACAUGGUGGUCACUGGCUACAUGCCCUUCAACGAUGCCAACAUCUGCAAGCUCCCUGAGAUGCAGUUGAUGGGGGUGGUGUACCCGGAUGAAGUAACAGUGGAAGAGAAAUGUCAGUCUUUGAUAGAGAAAUUGUUAACUUUCAGUCCACCCAUGCGUCCGACAGUCAAUCAGGUUACCAGACAUGCAUGGCUUAAAGAACGCAAAUAAAAAAAGAAAGGAAUAUACUCUAAAA